Aedes aegypti (yellow fever mosquito) is the source of this 6555-nucleotide messenger RNA. Its product is annotated as nephrin. Gene Ontology annotation, molecular function: protein binding. The transcript is spliced from 19 exons. Bases 2182 to 5064 code for a protein of 960 amino acids. Lineage: Eukaryota; Metazoa; Arthropoda; Insecta; Diptera; Culicidae. The record is from RefSeq and is a predicted model, not a curated record.
UAGAUCCGAUUCAGUGCAGAUUGAACUUCGAAGCGUAUCGGAUCAUUGUCGUGGCGCGCUCAUAUCCCAAGUAAGGUGAUGUGACUUUAAUCUGUUUGUUCUAGGCCAAUGAAGGUGAAAAAGGAGUGCUAGUCUUCCUCGACGGGACCAGAACCCCUUCGCCGGUAUCGUGAUCCGGUCAAAUCGGUCGGUCGCGUGUGAACUUGGUUCGGUACAAGGUGGAAAUAUGUAACAGAAGAAUCGCAUCGAGUAGUGUAUAAAAUAAUAUCCUGGAACGUCAUGAAAAGCGGUCGAAGAAAGGAUAUAGCAGCAUGAGCGCUCUUAAAUAUGUGGAACGUGAAGUGAAGUGGUGAAAAACAAAUAUAGAAAAAGAGGAAAACCCGGUGGAAAAGGUAAUAAAUCUAGCUCACCUGGUGGUUUGAGAGUUCUUGUGUUUGCUGGAGGGAAAAAAACAUCCCCAUUGGGAAGGCUCUAAUCGAUUAAAUGCUGUUAGUCGUUGAGGCCCAGUAGGCUGAAAUGUCACUGCAGCGUGGCAAAGUGGAGGAAAUUAUGUCAGGAUAACUGGAUAACACUCGCAACUGGAUCGCUGCGCUCAACUGAUGUGAGAAGAAAGGAGCAAAAUGCGAUGAUAAGCACCGCAAUUGAUGAUUCGAUGCCGUAUAGUGAGGUUAAUUCAAAGCUUCUCUUGUGUUUAUGAAAUGAUAAAUUUAUAAUUGAAUUAUUUACAUAUCCGACGAGCUAGUGCGAUACGGUAUGGAUAUAUGCUGAUAGAAAUUCAGCAUGAAUGUUGAUAUAUCGCAUUAUUAAAGAAAAUAAUUGAUGGCACAUCAACAGGAAAAAGAAGAAAGCGAUCCAGUCGUAGUUUGUGUUUGUGUGGCAACUGAUAGUGGAAAUCAGUUGUCAUCCCCAUUCCGUGGAUACAGUGUUUGAGUGAUGAAUGUGUGGGAGUUAAUAACAGCGAUUAAAAUCUGACCUGUUCAGUUCUCCUCAUUAUGAUGGAUCCCAGUAGCGAGGAAAAUUAAAAGUCAACGCAGUGGGUCGUAAAAAUAAUAAACCGACUAUCACACCAGCCAGCGUACAUGUACAAUUAGCCGGAAAUUGCUGUUUGCCCAGUUACAGUCUAUAUAGCUACGUUUUGAUGACAUUGUGUAUUGGUAGUGCCGUGUGACAGAUUUAAUCGUUGUUAUUGAUGACGUUAGCGAUGGUAGUGAUAAAAGAACUAAAGCGGAAUAUGUUGAAUGCAACACGAAUGAAUACGAUGAUACGAGCGACGAACGCAGUGUACUGAGGUUGACCCAUGUCGUACGGGAGUAUAGAAAAGUUUCGAGGAUUAUCUAGUUAUAUUAAAAAGAAUUUGCUACAAUCAAUCAGACCGCUGGCGUAGUACUUACUUAUGAUGUCAGAAAGGAUAACGUCAACCGUUGUGGAUUAAAAGGAUCGAUCGUUGCGGCUGAAAUAAAAUGUCAAGUUGUCCUCCACCUUUAACCGAAAAAAUAGAAAACAAAAGGAUCAUACCAUAUUAAACGGAUAAUUGGAAGAAAUGCGCAUUUGAGAAGCAAUCAGAUACCGGUUUGUGUUUUCUUUCGACGGAAUAGAAGAUGAAAGGAGAAUAAGGCGGGUUGCCCCAAACGCGUGUUAUUUUACCUCGGAUCCAAAAGGCGACUCCUCCGUCGAGAUUAUGCUGAGUGGAAGAUUUGACCACAAGUGGUCGCUUUCCCAUGAGAAUGAAGUUUCCGUCUGAGCAGUGCAAAUUUGUGAGAGCUAUCCUCUCGGCAAUACGCGGUAUGCUGUGGAGAAUUGAGUGACGGAAGAAAAACGGUAGGAGACAAAGUAAGCCGAUGAAUCGGCGAAAUCAUAGGAGGCGCCCUGGUGAAGGCUGUGGUUCGGAGGCUGAUGCUUUUAUGAAAUUACGCGGAAAUGUCCUUCCAAACGAUACUCCGAAGGCGAAAGAAAAAAUAUCGUCAAGUGUUGCGUGAAAAAAUGUGAAAGGAAAAUAAACGCCUAGAAAAAGCUAAUCUCGACGACGGGGAUUUUUCGUGCAGAUUGAGCAGAAGAUUAGUGUGAAAGUGAUUUUUCUUACCUAAAUUUUUGCUAGCUCGUUCCUAAUAUAUAAUUUAUUUGUGCCAUUUUCAAGAAUAAGUAAGUGAAAGCAAGGUUUCGACAAUAGUAGAGGAUACAAUAAUGGCAAAAUACGUGACAAAGCAGUAUUAUUAUUUGUGGAUCAUAGUGAGCAUUUGUGCUAUGUUGGAGCUGAGCAAAGUAGGCCGAGGGUCCACUCAAGGAAGUUCCCUGGUUCAGGCUAGUUCCGUUAUAGGCGAUGAAAAUGGUCCAUUAUUCGAAGUGCAAACAGCCGUUGGGCUGGACGUAUCCCUCCCGUGUGAUCUUCUUCCGACAACGAUGACGCUGAUGAACGAUAAGGUGACAUUGAUCAUCUGGUACAAGGAAGGCAAUAGCAAGCCAAUUUACUCCUUCGAUGCUCGGGGCAAAAACCUGCAACAGGCAAUUCACUGGUCGGACGAAGCGGUGCUAAAAUCAAAGGCAUACUUCUACUAUGAAACUAAUCCGCCAGCGCUGAGGAUAAAGAACAUCAAACAGGAAGAUGCUGGGCUUUAUAGAUGUCGAGUAGAUUUUCAAAAAUCUCCCACCAGGAAUUGUCGGAUAGACCUAGACGUACUCGUUCCUCCAUCCAAAGUGACUAUCUUAGAUGAAUUGGGAGCCGCGGUUAUGGACAAUACUGUUGGUCCUUAUAGAGAGAAUGCCGACAUUAACCUAACGUGCGUAUCCAGUGGUGGUAUUCCGACGCCCAAAGUGACAUGGUGGAAAGAGCAUGCCUUGCUAGAUGAUUCCUUCAUGAUUCUUCCGGAUGGAACGGUCAAAAAUGUUCUCUACUUAGAGAAAUUAUCCCGCAGUGAUUUAAAUGCAAUCUAUACGUGCCAAGCCAGUAACGGUCAUGUUGUACCACCGCUUUCCACUAAUGUGAAAUUGACAUUGAAUUUACCGCCUCUGUUCAUCACCAUGCAGGGUCUACGGGAAACACUAACGGCCGGUAUCAAGACACAAGCAUCGUGUCACACAGCUGGAAGCCGACCAUCGCCCAACAUCAUAUGGACCAAAGGUUCAACCACCAUCCGAGGGUCAUCACAAACGACAUCCAACGAUGGAAAUGUGACUGUGUCAGAGCUAGUAUUUGUUCCUGGACCGGAAGAUAAUGAAAAAUCAAUUACAUGCUCAAUCGAGUAUCCCGAAUCCGAGGGGGCAACAGUCCGCCUCAAGGAUUCCCAUGUGCUCGACGUCAAGCAUGUUCCGGUAAUUUCUCUGUCACUCGGUGCACCACUCGACUCGCAAAACUUGAUGGAAGGAUCUGAUGUGUACCUGGAGUGUGAUAUCAAAGCGAACCCACCAGCCAAAAAAAUCGAAUGGUUUCAUAAUAACAAACUGCUACAAUCAGCGCGAGGCGUAAUCAUCUCCAACCAAACCUUGGUACUGCAGAGCAUAACAAGGGCGACCCACGGCGAGUACAUGUGCAAGGCGGCCAACACGCUUGGAACUGUCAAUAGCAAUCAACUUUAUUUAGAUAUCAAAUAUCCUCCAGUUUGUAAAUUAGAAGCUCAAAUAAUGCGUGCAGCGGUGAAACAAACAGUUAACAUAACGUGUGACAUCGAUGCCAAUCCAAUGCAUAACUUGCUAUUUAGGUGGCAAUUUAAUAACUCACUGGAGAGCAUGCUGGAACUGCCUCCUUACACGAAUGUGGAAAUGAAUGAACCGCUUAUACACCUGCAGGAUCAUCUACUCUCGGCAGCAUCAUCGUCAUCAACCCACGAGGAUCAUCUUCAUCACCAUCACCGAUCGUCAUCGUCCACUUCUUCAACAUCCGGCAGCAGUAGUCAUAACAUGCUACUAGGACCAAAUCAGAAACUAACGUUACGUCGAAAGCCGGAACCACCGAAGCCAGAUCUUGUAGAUGGACAGCUUUAUAUGUAUCGGAUUGACUCGUUCACAAAUUUUGGUACGAUCACUUGUACGGCUACGAACGCCUACGGACAAAGUGGUCACUGUCUGUAUCACAUACUGGUUGCAGAUGUACCUGAUCCAAUUAAAAGUUGCACAAUAUCAAAUGUGACCGCUUACACGGUACAUGUAUCAUGUAUCGCAGGCAAGGACGGAGGCAUUCCGCAGCAGUUCCACAUUGAUAUUUUCGACGAACACACGAAGAAACUUCUCCUCAGCAUCACAUUUCAAGGACCAGAAAUGCUUUUGAAAAAGCUACCGAGUGAUACCAAGUUCAUCAUCAAGAUCACACCUUUUAAUCUGCAAGGAACAGCUCCUACCAGUUACCGUGUCAAGGCUCAAACCCUACCAGCUCCGUUGCUCCGUACAGCACCAUCAAAAGCUGUCCUUGUUCAGCUGACACCACUACUUGGGGCACUGGUAGGAGCAGCAGUUACACUCUUCCUAGUCGCAGUUUGCAUAAUCAUUUUCGUCAAGUUUAAAUCGAAGAAGAAACAUCACCCGGCUUCUACGACUGAGCAGGACAAAGGCAGUGCCGAGCCAUUGAGCCGCAACAUUGGAAGCCAUUCGAGUAUCGACGACAAAAAUCCGGACGUCAUACCACACGAGAACAGUGAGGAUGAUGACGAAAAGCAGUUCGAGCGGCUGGUAUUAGACACCGAUCGGUUGAAAUUUACACCGACACCAGUGCUGCCGCCAAUAGUGAAGACAUAUUCGCCAACGCACGUGUCACCCACUGGAAAUGGACUGAAGAAGUUUGGUGAACUAUCACUCACAACCAACCCGAGCUAUGCGAUCUACAAUUCUCCAAUUCGUAGCGCUUACGGUAGCACCAAUCAAUCGAGUUCGACGACAACGACAGUGUUGCCAGUGCGAACGACGUCCCCAAAUAUCUACACAAGACUGCCUUUGCGGGACUUCACUCCCAACACUUACGACAGCAUGCUCAGUACGUCACAGGCGACGGCAAGUGGCUAUGCGACAUCACAAAUCUACACCGCCAAAAUGCCAUUAUUAACGACGAACUACGCCGAGCUAGCAUCACUGGAUAAAUGAUAGCAGUAAAAAGUAGACGACGGUACAACAAACAAACGACUUCCAUCAAAACCGUUGCUCUACAAUAAUAUCAUCACAAACUCAAACCAGUCCAUGAAAUUGUCAAUUUUCAUCUAAAAUACAAGAAAACGCUUCCGGCUUAAACUGGAAGCUGCUUGCCAUCAUCAUUACGUUACGAACGACUAGUUAGGAAUAACCCUAGGAAAGCUAUUGAAUUCUGAUUGAUAGUCUAAACACGAGUAAAUCAAUUGUGUAUAUUCGAGCAACAAAAUGCCCGUGAAACAUUUUUGUAUAUUAGACUCAUAACAGUAGCUAAACAACUGACAAAAUAAAAUUAACAGGAGACACGAAUUUCAUAACGAUUAGGAAGCUGAACAUAUAAGAAACAUAUUGUUUAAACUUGUUUGUUGGUUUAUUAAACCAUUAUAUCUUUGACCCUACAUCCUACCUCUCAUAUCACAUUCUUAUCCAGUAAACUGUACAUGUGAUUUCGUUUGAACCAUAUCAGCUUAUAUUAAAAUUUGGUCAAAAUUUUAAAUACCUAUUUGAACAGGAGCCAAAAUAGGAAGAAAUGAAACUUUUAUGAUUAUCCAUACAAAAACGUAAGAAAAAUCUCAAUGCGUGUUUUGGUUAUGACAAAUUGAGCAGCAAUCGUGAAUAUAAUUGCAUUGAUUUCAACUUUCACACUGAGCAACAGACAGACGGAAUGGAAAUAAAAUUAAGGAGAAUUUUGAUUUUCUUUGGACCAUUAUGCUUUUCACAAAUGCUGGAGUCGUAUUUACAUCAACGAUCUCAUUACCAUGAGAAAUGUAUGUACAGCUAUUUUUAUCAACGCAAUCUACUUAAACGAAGCGGGAUAAAUAAAAACAGAGUUUUUUUACAUUAUUACCACAUAUCCACUCUAUGAGAAUUCGUCGUAAAGCAAAACCAAUAAGAAUGAAAAAAUCACUUCAAACAAAAGCGACCGCGAACUGAAAUUUCUAUCGUCAAAUGUGCAAGCAGCGAGAAAAAAUAGUGGCAUAUUACACGUAUAACGUUUCGAGUGGUAAGGUAACAUAGUGUCCUUGAAUUAAAAUUGGUUGAUGGAUAUUUUGACAGUGUUGCGUCUGUGUCAUACUUUGCUCGGGUGUUAAUUUCGACUCCAGCAGAUACUCCUAAAUUCACAAAGCAAACGACAUCUUCCUUAUUAAGACUUACCAUGUACUCAAAACUUCGACUGUUCAAAACGAGCUAAACACAUGUACAAGAUUCCGAGAAAGUAUUACGGUAUGUUUUAGAUCCAAUUGUAUAUUUUCCAUUGAUUGCAGAGAACGGAAAACUGUAAAUAACUCAAAAUCAGUGGUGGAAAUCUUUGCCCUUUUUCUAAAGCCUUCAAGUAAUAAAACAAAGUACAAGUCUAGUUUAUAUAGUGCCCACCAGACAUAAUUGUUCAUUUUGGGACAACUUCAUUUUAUUAUGUGAAGCAGCGUAGAAUAGAACUUCGUUAUUGUA